AUGAAACUCCUCACCACGAACUUCCUGACCUGCGCCGUCAAGGCGUGCAAAUCCUCCUCCGCCUCGUUCCCCCUGCACUUCAAGGACGCCGUGCUGGAACGCACCGAAAUCGAGUUCAACCCGCUGUUCAUACAGAAUAUCCUGCCGCGCGUGAACUGGGAGGCGUUGACCGUCACAGCGACCGAGCUGGGAUUGCAGGCGAUGGUGCCCGAGAAGAAUCCUGCGGAAUUUGACGACGUAGACGUGGAAGCUGACCACGAGAUGGACGUCGAAGGUGUAGAUGACAAGCCAGACCAGGAACAACAAGGGGGUUCUGCUCAAAAGGAGGCGAGGAGAGAGAUGGACGAGGACGUUCUGAAGAAACUACACACCCUCCUCCUCGAGACCGGAGUGUCGGAGGGGAAACUGGUCUGUGGGAACUGCGGCUUUGAAUACCCCAUCAAAGAAGGCGUCGGCAAUUUCCUGCUGCCCGCGCAUCUAGUGUGA
This is a messenger RNA of Fonsecaea multimorphosa CBS 102226, 486 nucleotides long. RefSeq lists its product as uncharacterized. The record is from RefSeq and is a predicted model, not a curated record. Bases 1 to 486 code for a protein of 161 amino acids. The transcript has a single exon. Lineage: Eukaryota; Fungi; Ascomycota; Eurotiomycetes; Chaetothyriales; Herpotrichiellaceae. Gene Ontology annotation, biological process: peptidyl-glutamine methylation; rRNA (guanine-N7)-methylation; tRNA methylation. Gene Ontology annotation, molecular function: protein heterodimerization activity.